AUGAGACAAUCAUAUGUGAAAGGGAAUCCGUAUCAUGCAAAAGAUGGCCUUGACUCAUUUUUUUACAUCUUCAACGAACACGGGAGACUAAAAGAUUCCUAUCUGACAAUAUCCAAUUUGAGGACGAUGCUUAGCAUGGAUACAAGAAGCGAUAUUCUAGUGUGGGAUAAGGUUGGAGAAUUCACGAAUGACGAACUUCGAAUGGCUGAUAUUGAAUGGCCAGGCGGUAAAACAAAUCCACCCGUAGACACUGCCGAUAAAUUCCAUUUGAAAAUUGUGACGUUGAAUGAACCACCAUUCAUCAUUGUUUCUGAUGUUGACCCGGAUACGGGAUCCUGUCCUGGCAGUGGAGGCUCCAUAUGUUUCUGGGAUGUACAACAGCACCAGCAAGAUGUCGUCCACAUAAAUCGAACACUGAAUAAAUGUUGUUCCGGAUACUGCAUCGAUUUGCUGGAAAAGCUCGCCAACGAUAUCGGCUUCACGUACACACUAUACAAAUUCAAAGUUGAGAAUUUGUGGGAUCUAGAUCGCACUGAAAUCGAUGUUCAAGAUGAAUCGGUGGAAGACACAGAAAAAGCAAUGGUGCUUGUUGAGCAAUCAAUAAAACGGCUAAAGGAUGAACAU
Molecule: messenger RNA, 624 nt
Organism: Gongylonema pulchrum
Lineage: Eukaryota; Metazoa; Nematoda; Chromadorea; Rhabditida; Gongylonematidae
Source: the annotation of a GenBank genome assembly